AAUUUUGCAGACACAUUAGUUUUGACCGUUUUUAAUAGUAUUACCAAAGAAAAUAUCAAAUCUGAUUUAUAUGAAGAAAUGACGGGUUUAUAUAAGGAAUUCCCUGAUAUAGGUUUUAGUACAUUUUUAACUAAUAAAGCAACUGAAACUAUUGUUUAUGCAAAAGGUCCUUCGGCUUAUCUACUUAAUGGAUUGCAUGAAGAGACUUAUAUGGCACAUGUCAUAUCUUAUGCUUUAAAAAUGGGUCCAUUUUCAAAGUCAAUGUAAUUUUAAGAAUUUUUAAAAGUUAUUAGAAUUAAAAAAAUAUUUACAGUACUAAAAAGCAAUUAUUAUAUACGUAGUGUUUUUUUAAAAUUGAGAUUAAUAACUACUUCAGACA
Molecule: messenger RNA, 379 nt
Organism: Teleopsis dalmanni
Lineage: Eukaryota; Metazoa; Arthropoda; Insecta; Diptera; Diopsidae
Product: alkaline phosphatase, tissue-nonspecific isozyme-like
Exons: 2
Coding region: 79-267 (62 amino acids)
Source: RefSeq, a predicted model, not a curated record